Thalassophryne amazonica is the source of this 1577-nucleotide messenger RNA. Its product is annotated as transmembrane protein 238-like. NCBI's taxonomy places the organism in Eukaryota, Metazoa, Chordata, Actinopteri, Batrachoidiformes, Batrachoididae. The record is from RefSeq and is a predicted model, not a curated record. The coding region runs from base 695 to 1180 and encodes 161 amino acids. The transcript has a single exon.
UGUCCGGCUAGCUAUUUGCAUCAUCUUACAUGAUCACAACACUCGGCGUUUCAUAUGGUAAACUUGCUUUAGUAUUAAUGGUGCAUUAUUUGGCAUACUCAGAUUAAGAUUUUUUUCAUAUUUGAUAAAAAUGUUUCUGUUGACUUAACAGUUGCCACAAUUAUCAAAUUAUAUUGUAUAAUAUUUGUGCGACGUAAUUAAAGAUACGGCUUACAAAGAAAAAAAUUAAUAUUCUGCUUUGCAGAGUUUACUUAUGUUAGUAUUCAUGAGGGAAAGAGUUGCUUACUGCUGGUGUGUGUACAUUUUUAUAUAUACAUCUCAAUACUGUAUCAGUGACAGUACUCGUAUUUUCCUGGCAUUCUAUGAAUGAGCAGAUUGCCCAAUAAUGAUGCAUCAGUCCCCCGCCAUUUCCAAAAAAUAAAAAUAUUCUGGAUCCACCCCUGCCAGUUAAAAGUAUUUUUCAUCCCUGAUGAUGCAAUUGAGUUUCCCUGAAAAUGUCCAAUCAGCACUAAGCAGGCGGGGUUUACUGCUGAUAAGCUUGCUGUGUUGUACUUUGAUCAGUGUUGUUGCAGAUUGAUGUGUGUCUGUUGGUCAGUCACUGAGCUUUGAGCUGCAGGUUCCACCUGCUGCUCUGGAACUGGUUCCACAUCUGGAUGAACUGAAAGCUUGUGGUUCUGAGGAAAUCGGUGCCAUCAUGUCAACAUCUAAACAAGUGGAACCAGUUAGAGAAAGAAUCUAUGGAGGUGUUGGCCGCUGCAAAUGCUCCUUUUGGUUCGCCGUGGCUCAUGACAUACUUGGGGUGUCCAUCCUAAUGGUGGGAGUGUUUGGAGGACUGGCUAUACACGACUUGUUCAUCUACGCGGGGGCCAUUAUCAUCUUCCUCAGCCUGAUCUGGUGGGUGUUUUGGUACUCUGGGAACAUUGACAUCCCACCUGAGGAGCUCGAAGAUGAGGUGGGUGGACUCAAACUGAAGGAGCGUGGACUCAGCAAGGUUGCAAGGCAGGUGUCCAACCGCCUUUCUAGCAGCAUCAGGAACUCUUUCAGAAAGAACAGGUUGACCAGUGCCAGGCCUUCAAGUUCUGUGCAACAACGAAAUGCAGACUUGGCACUUUACACCAUCUACAAUGAGUCCGUGGUCUCCUCAUCCAAGGAACAUGUGAGCAAGAGCUUGUUGCUGUGAAUGAAUCCUUUACGGUUUAUUGUUCUAUCUAGAAUUUUGCAGCAGAACUGUUCAUGAGCUGUACCUCACCAGUCAGCACUUCUAGCGUCUGUGUUUUCAAUCCCUGUCACCUCUAGGCAUAAACCUGGACCUCUGGACCAACAAGGGCAGCAUCAAGUCCACAAAGCAGUGAAGCUGGGUUGUUUCAGGCUUGUGUCUAAAAGUAGACUUUCCUUUAGACCUUGACUACAGGAGUCUUUGUCCUUGGACUGGUGACAAACAUGAGUUUGGACUUUGACCAACGGCACACUGCAGCCUACUGGAAACUGACUCAUUCUUUAACAAUAAACUACAAGUGUUCUUGUUUUGAUCUCAUGUUUGGUUCUCGAUCCAGUGAGCGGAAGGUUGGGUGAAUGUA